AUGGGGCAUAGUCUACUGGAGGCGUUGAACGUGCGAGUGGUGGGCUCCGGCGAGAAGAUCCUCGUCCUCGCCCACGGCUUCGGCACCGAUCAGUCGGCGUGGCAGCGCAUUCUCCCCUUCUUCCGCCACGAUCACCGGAUUGUUCUCUUCGAUCUCGUCUGCGCUGGCACCGUCAACCCCGAUUACUUCGACUUCCGCCGCUACACCUCCCUCGACGCCUACGUCGACGACCUCCUCUGCAUCCUCGACGCCCUCCGCAUCGGCCGUUGCACCUACGUCGGCCACUCCGUCUCCGCCACCAUCGGAAUCCUCGCCUCCAUCAAACGCCCCCAGCUAUUCAACAAGCUCGUCCUCGUCGGCUUCUCCCCUAGAUUCCUGAACGAUCACAAUUACCACGGGGGAUUCGAGCAGGGGGAGAUCGAGCAGGUGUUCUCGGCGAUGGAGGCGAACUACGAGGCGUGGGUGAACGGAUUCGCGCCGCUGGCGGUGGGGGCGGACGUGCCGGAGGCGGUGAGGGAGUUCAGCCGGACGCUGUUCAACAUGAGGCCGGACAUAACUCUGUUCGUGUCUCGGACCGUGUUCAACAGCGACCUCCGCGGCGUGCUAGGGCUGGUGAGGGUGCCGUGCUCCAUAAUCCAGACGGCGAAGGACGUGUCGGUGCCGGCGUCGGUAGCGGCGUACGUGAAGAAUCACCUGGGAGGCCGGAGCACGGUGCACAUGCUGAACAUCGAGGGGCACCUGCCCCACCUGUCCGCCCCCAAUCUGCUGGCGCAGGAGCUCCGGCGAGCGCUGCCUAGAUAAAAAUCCGGAGGAAUAAAUGAGGGACAGUUGGCGAAUAAUUGUGGACUCUAAAUUAAGGGGAUGUUUUCUUUUGGAUAAGGAUUUUGAAUACACAUGUGAUUGUCACCUUUUCUCUAACUUCUUUUUUUUCUUUUUCUUUCGCUUCUUAAUGUUUUUUUUUUGUGAUUGUGAGCUUUAAAGAGUCAUUAUUUCCAUGAGAAAGGAUCCGUCGCCGCAACUUAUCUGGUUUACCUUUUUUUGUUGCGAUUUAAGUUA
This is a messenger RNA of Salvia hispanica, 1056 nucleotides long. Its product is annotated as alpha/beta-Hydrolases superfamily protein. The record is from RefSeq and is a predicted model, not a curated record. NCBI's taxonomy places the organism in Eukaryota, Viridiplantae, Streptophyta, Magnoliopsida, Lamiales, Lamiaceae.